Molecule: messenger RNA, 1695 nt
Organism: Eurytemora carolleeae
Lineage: Eukaryota; Metazoa; Arthropoda; Copepoda; Calanoida; Temoridae
Exons: 17
Coding region: 132-1676 (514 amino acids)
Biological process (GO): receptor-mediated endocytosis; intracellular protein transport
Cellular component (GO): membrane coat
Molecular function (GO): cargo adaptor activity
Source: RefSeq, a predicted model, not a curated record
AAAUUAUUAUUUGUAGGCCGGAUCCCGAGAUUGGAUUGGUCGGAUUAAGUCCUGUACUGCAUGUACAUCAACAAAUAAUAGAGAAUAGACUUCCUAAAGAUUUUACGUACAGAGGUUUGGUUGGUCCCUGGAUGCAGGUUGAUAUAUUGAGGAUUAUUUCAAAAUUUAAUAAAAUUAUCAACACAAACUCAAACAUUCAAACUUCAAUAAGUAAAAUUGUGGAGAAAUAUCUGGAUGAAGAGUUUAGUAAAGAAUUGAUAAACCAGGUUCUGCUAGCCCAGGCUAUACUGCUGGUUAGCGCGCUAGACUCAACUCAACAUUUUAGCACACGCGCACUCAAGCACGUUAGCAGGUUCCUUCAGAGUAAACAAAACCAUGUCAAGCACACUGGACUCAGUCUUCUAGAAACUAUCUUCAGAAGAAACCCGCCUGAACUGACAGAAACCCAGGAGGCAAAUGUUCUCUUCUGUUUAGAGCAUCCUGACCCUGCAAUUCAGAACAAAACUUUUGACAUUCUUAUCCUCAUAGCGAACAGUGAUAAUCUGAAGAAGUUAGUGGAAUCUGUGCUUAAUUUUCUUAAACGGUCAAAUAAAAACAAUUCAGAGCCUAGAGCAGCAGUAUAUACUAAACUACAGAAGGAUUCUAGUUUAGAGAACUCACAAGCAUUCAUAAUUCGUCUUUAUUCAGUUAUUGACAAAUAUUCACAGGAUUUGGAUUGGAAAACUAGCUCAAUUUUAAGAUUAGUUCAGUGUAGUAAAGGGGCUACAAAAGAUAUAAUGGUUGAGAAUUUGAAGUAUAUUCUCUCACCCCAAACCAAGAUUAUCCAGGACUCUGACACCGAAAAAGAAUUGGACAGUGUUAGGAAGAAGAUUUCCAAACUAUUGAAUAAUUUAGUAAGGAGUGGAGUAAGGAAUCCCGUAGUCCUGGAACUAUUGGUUUGGACAAAGGCAGAGUUUGUACUCCAGGAAAAUGUCCAGGAAACUACAGACGUUAUCCUUGGAUAUAUCGGAGAACUGAGUUCUGACCCUGUGUUUGUGAGUCAUGUAAUUACUGCUGUUCUCAAUAUAAAGCUGAAGACAGGGAUAAUACUAGAGACAGGAUACCAGUUCAUUAAUCAACAAAUGUACUCGGAGGAUAAAACUCUGAGGACGAAAGCAAGAAGAUGUGUUAAACUUAUGGAAAGUUUGGAUGCCGCAAACAAUUCUGAAGUGUGCGUGGAUGCCGCAAAUCUUACCGAAGACGAGGAUAUAAAUCUAGGAAAGCAAGGGAUUCUUGAGUUGGGAAGACAAGAUGGCGACAAGAUGGAUUUUACGCUGAGUUUCCUAGACGAAUUAAUUUAUAAAGACAUGUGUCAGGGCGGAUCCCCGUAUCUUCCGUCAUUAUUUCGGACUCCGGAGAUAAAACCUCCGAUGGAAGAACGACCUCUGAUAACCUCCUACUCUAAACUACGCCAGGAUACAGUUGGAUCAAAUAGAACCCUGAGUUCUAAUUCUCCUACACCCCCUUCUUCUACUCCUCUACAAACCAAUAGACUUUGGACAGCAGAGGGUAGACUACCAGAUCUACCAGUAGAGGGUCUUCUAUCCGGUGAUGUGGGAGAUCAAUCUAUAAACAAAUCAACAGAUGUAAAACUUAAAGAAGAGAAAGCUAUAGAUCCUCUCUAUGAGGGCUGGUGACCACUCUGCUCUACAGUUU